GAAAUUUUAUUUUGUAUCUGGACGUGGUCCCCCAGCAGUUAGAUCUCUCAAAACGAUUCGUCCAUCAUGUUCGCCAGGUCCAUCUUAUCCGUUGCUGUGUGCGGCCUACUGCUGUCACCCCUCCUGCCCUUCAUCCGUGCUGCUCAGGAGGAAGACGCCUCCUCCACCGGCAAACAGGCGGAAAAGCAGUUCGCUGUGGAGCUGGACCCAGAAUCCUUUGAUAAAGCGAUUGCCGGUGGCAAUGUCUUCGUCAAGUUCUUUGCGCCUUGGUGCGGUCAUUGCAAGCGUUUGCAGCCGCUGUGGGAACAGCUGGCCGAGAUCAUGAACAUUGAUGAGCCCAAGGUGAUCAUUGCCAAAGUAGACUGCACUAAACACCAGGCUCUGUGCGCCACCCAUCAGGUGACUGGUUAUCCCACGCUGCGUCUCUUUAAGGUGGGUGAACAGGAAUCGAUCAAGUUCAAGGGCACUCGGGAUUUGCCCGCUAUCACCGAUUUCAUUAACCAAGAACUGAGCACACCCGCCGAGGGGGAUCUGGGUGAGGUGAAACGUGUGGAGGUCGAGAACGUUAAUAUUGGUAAGGUAGUGGACCUCACCGAGGAAACCUUUGCCAAGCACGUGUCCAGCGGCAAUCACUUUGUCAAGUUCUUUGCGCCUUGGUGCAGUCAUUGUCAGCGUUUGGCGCCUACCUGGGAGGAUCUGGCUAAGGAGCUGAUAAAGGAGCCCGCCGUAACGAUCUCGAAAAUCGACUGCACCCAGUACCGUUCCAUUUGCCAAGACUUCGAGGUCAAGGGUUAUCCCACUCUUCUUUGGAUCGAGGAUGGUAAGAAGAUUGAAAAGUACUCGGGAUCUCGUGACCUGACCACAUUAAAGACCUAUGUGGAGAAGAUGGUUGGCGUGCCGCUGGAGAAGACUGAAGGCAAGGCCGAUAACGAAGAGGUAGCCACCAAGGAGGCUGCUGCCGAGGAUGAGGCAGCCAAGAAGCUGAUACCACAACAGCUGAGCGGUGAGGAGGAGUUUGAGAAAGUCAUUGCCGAGGGCAUAACCUUCGUUAAGUUCUAUGCACCAUGGUGCGGACACUGCCAAAAGCUGCAACCCACAUGGGAGCAACUAGCUACAGAGACGCACCAGGUGCAGAGUGAUGUGAAGAUCGCUAAGGUGGACUGCACGGCGCCGGAGAACAAACAAGUGUGCAUUGACCAGCAGGUGGAGGGAUAUCCGACGCUUUUCCUCUACAAGAAUGGUCAGCGCCAGAACGAGUACGAGGGCAGUCGCUCGCUGCCAGAGUUGCAGGCCUACCUCAAGAAGUUCCUUGGACAUGAUGAGCUCUAGGUCUCCUGCAGAACCACAGGGGUUGAACAGCAGUCGGAUGAACAAAUAAACGCCCGCCAAAUUAAUUGUAAUCGUAAUGUUUUCUCUUCAAAAUACCAGCAUAAAACCUCUGUGAGGAGUCCGCAUUUAAACAAUCUACCAACAAAACCUAAAAGACAACGUGCUUGCUGGAAUCGAUGUCGUUCUUACUUUCCUACGCUGUGUUCAUGUUUCGUCCCUGUUAGCUCAGUUUGGUUCCCUUUUUUAAUGUUUUUAGUGUUUACUUCAAUGGGGCACAGGACGUGCACUAAAAAAGCCAUUUAGCGAACUUUAUUUCCAAUUUUAACAUCUUUUUGUGGUCACUAGGCUACUUUUAAGUCAUUUAUAGGAGAAUUUGUCAAUACAAAACAAAUAAAUAUCUAUUGGAAAACGUGA
This is a messenger RNA of Drosophila eugracilis, 1743 nucleotides long. It is a transcript of the gene prtp, whose product is annotated as thioredoxin domain-containing protein 5 homolog. Gene Ontology annotation, biological process: protein folding. The record is from RefSeq and is a predicted model, not a curated record. The coding region runs from base 67 to 1329 and encodes 420 amino acids. The transcript is spliced from 3 exons. Gene Ontology annotation, cellular component: endoplasmic reticulum. Gene Ontology annotation, molecular function: protein disulfide isomerase activity. Lineage: Eukaryota; Metazoa; Arthropoda; Insecta; Diptera; Drosophilidae.